This is a messenger RNA of Echinostoma caproni, 1446 nucleotides long. The record is from the annotation of a GenBank genome assembly. NCBI's taxonomy places the organism in Eukaryota, Metazoa, Platyhelminthes, Trematoda, Plagiorchiida, Echinostomatidae.
AUGCAAGAGAAACAGAAAUAUCGCAAAUAUAAGGCUUGGAUGCAAGAACGAACUUCUGCUGCAUUAGGACGUUUAGAUGAAUGCCCACGGAGCCUCAGCGGUACCGGAGGAGAUAGUCUGAUUAUUCGUGAUGCAAUUCAUGGAAAUAUUGGGUUGGAACCCAUACCGCAACUCAUUGUGGAUUCCCCGGAGUUUCAACGCCUACGGGAUAUACAUCAACUUGGGUUAUGUUAUUUGUUUCAUCUCAACUGUCAGCAGACUCGAUUUGAGCAUUGUAUCGGUACAUAUCAUUUGACGUGCCAACUUUUGUCAUCAUUUGAAACUGAUUCGGCUUAUUCUGGUCCAAAACUAACUUCCAGUGAAAUUCUUGAAUUGAAAAUAGCUGCAUUGUGUCACGACAUUGCCGCGUUCAAUGUCCGCUCACUGUACCAGAUCGGUCAACAAAGUGCCUUGGCUAGAACCCUUGAGACCUUCCAAUUAGAUGUAUGCUGUGUCACCGAGACACGCAUACAAGACCCUACUUCAAUCAUCUCCAUGCGUGCUCCAGAUCCAACCUCAUCCUCAAGCUUCACUCUCCUUGUGUCAGGCGAUUCGGCAUCCGAAGAUCGCGGUCACGAAAAACUCAGUUUUGUCAUUUUGCGAAGAAUCAUAAACAACAAUGAAGUUUUGAGAAAAAAACUAGACGAAGAACAUGUCAAUUUGGAUGUUGUGAAAAAUUUGAUUUUGGGCCUUCCCACUCUGAUUCUCUCAAAUGAAGAAAAUGGAUUGGAUGUGGACAAAUUGGACUAUCUUCUGCGUGACAGUCAUUAUUCCGGAAUUGACCGCGGAUUGUCCCUUGUCAAACUGAUCCGCCUGAUCCAAUCGAUCCGACCCGCGGCCUAUUUGGAUGAACACAUGCAAGAAGAUCAGCCACUGUCCAAUAUCAACCCGAAAUGGCAUUUGUCCAUCCCGGAAUCCGAAUUAGAAAACGUACUGAGUAUUUUCAAUUUGCGUAACUUGCUUCAUCGACGAAUAUAUCAGCACAACUCGGUCACAGCGCUGAAUCUCAUGCUUUUGGAUGCACUAAACACUUUGGAACACGUCACAAACUGGCGCGAGUUGAGCUUGAAAGCACAAAAUGCUGCAAAUGAACACGAGCUUGAUCAGUUCCUUCAACUAACUGACGGUCUGUUGUGGAAUAUGUAUCACAAACGAAUUCGUCUACCCAUCAGUCCCGCGGAUACAUUCCGUCGCGAAUUGGAUAAGGCAUCCGGAAUAAUUCACAAAAUGCUGACGCUGGAUCUGUAUAAAUUCGUCGAUUGUUUGUAUGUGGUCCAAAUGAACGAUUCGAUGGAUGAAUCCACUGUACCCUAUCCACGUAAUCUGUAUAUAAACGGUACCAUUGUGCCUCGAAAUCGGGUGUUUUGCGAUCCGGUGAGUUCUGUGUGCGUGUUUGUAUGUAUGUAG